CUAGUCUCGGCAAAACCACACCAACACGUAUCAUAUCUUACAGCAGCAACAACAGAGCAACACCACCAACCCAGGUGCUAAUCAGGAGGAUUCCUCAGAGUCAUCCUGGAAGCCAAUUACACAGCACCAGUCCGUCAAUAGAAAGAACUGGCUUGAUUUCUGAAAGUGGGCAGAAGGCAGUGGCCCAGGAGAUAAUUGACAAAGCAAUGGCAAGUCACCGUGAAAUAGCCAGUCCCACUGACAUAAGCCCUUCUCCACUCCACCUUGAAAAACGCCUCUCUCCUGAAUCAAAGGAUUCAUUCCCUGGCUUUCAUCUUCAGACUCAACCCAACAUUUUGUCCCACUCCAGACCUCAAGUCAAGGUCAAGAGAGUGUCUUCAGUAACUGAUCGAAUUGGUGUGAAAAGAUGCCGUACUGACUUCUUGGACCAGAUGGGUCCUUGUUCUCAGAGUGACAACAGCAGAUCAAACCGGGUUAGAAUAAAGGCCCCAAGUUUUAAGGAUGUGCUCGACUUUGACGACCCUGAUGUUGGAUCUCUUAACCAGCCAAAGAACGAUGAAAAUAAGAGAAUUACUCCAAAUCAAUCAGAGCCCACUUCAGUGCAGGGAAAUGACACACGGGACAGUGCUAAAUCUCAGUGUACGAGCUACAAACAUGGUGAUUCCUCAGAAUGGGCCCCCUAUGCAGGUUGGAGUUCAGACGAGGACUCUCCAUCAACAGGCAAGCAGGAUAAGUGUGCCAGUCAUUAUCUGCCCCAUCUAUGCUUCCAGAUUACCAGUGAGGAUGGCUUUAGCGUAGAAGCUGACAGCAUGGAUGUGGCGUGGAAGGCAGUAAUGGACGGUGUCCAGGAGGCACGGGUAGGCUGUCGGCUAGAGCAGUUUCCCUUCAACAGGAUAAGUGGUGCCAGGGUUCUGGGUGUCCUCCACGAUGCUGUGCUCUUUCUGCUGGAGCAGCUGCAGGGUGCUUCCCUCUGCCAGAAACACAGUUUUCGUUUCCACCAGCAUGAAGUACCGGAAGAAGAGCUGCCAAUAAACCCCAGUGGCUGUGCCCGUGCAGAGGUCUAUGUGCGAAAAUCUACCUUUGAUAUGUUCAAUUUCCUGGCAUCGCAACAUCGUCAGCUUCCUGAGUCAAGGCCAUGUGAUGAUGAGGAGGAUGACGUUAUGCUAAAAUCCAGCAGACGAGCCACAAGUACAGAGUUGCCAAUGGCUAUGAGGUUCAGACACUUGGAGAAAACCUCUAAAGAGGCUGUGGGAGUUUACAGAUCUGCUAUACAAGGUCGUGGUCUUUUCUGCAAGAGGAACAUUGAGGCUGGAGAGAUGGUGAUCGAGUACGCUGGCAACGUCAUCCGCGCAGUUCUCACUGACAAAAGGGAGAAAUACUAUGACAGCAAGGGCAUCGGCUGCUAUAUGUUUCGCAUUGACGACUUUGAUGUGGUGGAUGCCACCAUGCACGGAAACGCGGCACGAUUUAUAAAUCACUCCUGUGACCCUAACUGUUACUCAAGAGUCAUCAAUGUGGAGGGCCAGAAGCACAUCGUUAUAUUCGCCCUGCGGAAGAUUUACCGUGGAGAAGAGCUUACCUAUGACUACAAGUUCCCCAUUGAAGAUGCAAACAACAAGUUGCACUGUAACUGUGGGGCCCGGCGCUGCCGACGCUUCCUGAACUAAAACUGGCUUGUUUACUCAAUAGUUUAGGAGGGGAUAUUUUGGUAUGGGUGGCUAUUUUUGAAUGAAGACACUCAUUACAGGUGCUUAAUGGUGCGGAGAUGAAGAAAACACAAUAUUGAGAUUGUUUGGCAGGGUGUAUGGCCUUUUUAGACCACCAGCACGUCUUGAUUGGUUACCUCGAGUGAGUUAUAUUUCCUACCCCAACAUUUAACAACCCAGUAACGUCCUGCACUGGAUGAGGCCGUUGGCUUUGAUUCAACAAUUAAAAAUUGUGACCUCAAACGAAUACCCUUUACUUAACUAUUUCACCUGUCCUUGUGCUACUUUGUCCCAGCAUGCCUUUCAAAUCUUGCCACUGGUGGCUGGUAAUGCAGUAGAUCUAUUCUGGAAUGAGCCUUUAGUGUCAGAAUAAAUGUACAGUGGUUUUAA
Messenger RNA from Carassius auratus (goldfish), 2096 nucleotides. Its product is annotated as histone-lysine N-methyltransferase 2B-like. Bases 207 to 1667 code for a protein of 486 amino acids. Gene Ontology annotation, molecular function: protein binding; histone H3K4 methyltransferase activity. Lineage: Eukaryota; Metazoa; Chordata; Actinopteri; Cypriniformes; Cyprinidae. Gene Ontology annotation, biological process: positive regulation of DNA-templated transcription. Gene Ontology annotation, cellular component: nucleus; histone methyltransferase complex. The record is from RefSeq and is a predicted model, not a curated record. The transcript is spliced from 9 exons.